Messenger RNA from Drosophila biarmipes, 669 nucleotides. RefSeq lists its product as uncharacterized. The record is from RefSeq and is a predicted model, not a curated record. The coding region runs from base 56 to 571 and encodes 171 amino acids. Gene Ontology annotation, cellular component: nucleus. Gene Ontology annotation, biological process: interstrand cross-link repair; protein ubiquitination. The transcript has a single exon. NCBI's taxonomy places the organism in Eukaryota, Metazoa, Arthropoda, Insecta, Diptera, Drosophilidae. Gene Ontology annotation, molecular function: ubiquitin protein ligase activity.
UGAUCAAGCUGCCCAAAGUUCUCUGUCAUCACAGUACACAAUAUCUACAAGCAGGAUGGAGCCCCUGAGUGAAAUGAAAUCUAUGGUGGGAACGCUGAGUGUUCUGCAAACUCUCGAAAGCCUUUUCCUGAAUGCUGAUCAGAUGCAGGAUUCCAAUGACAACCUGGAGGAGCGGGUGCUCAGGUGGAGGCUGCUCAGUUGGCAAAUGAAGUGGCUCAACACAGAGCGUCUGCGCGUCCUGCAGCAGUUGCGUCAGACGUUGUUCCAUCAGAUGUCCGUGGAGCAGCAGAAUGCUGCGGCUAUGAGGCAAGGAAUCCAGGAGCUGCGUCAGGGAUUAAGUGGAAUCAACAACAGGAUUAACACGAUGUCCGAGGACUGUAAUUGCCCCAUAUGCCUUUGUCCUUGGACCGGGCAAGGCAGACAUCGCGUGGUUUCCCUGCGAUGCGGACACCUUUUCGGGAGCAACUGUAUAAGAAUCGCCAUCCGAAGAUUCCAUCGGUGUCCAAUCUGCAGACGCAGGGCCCGACACUCCGAUGUUCGCCGCAUCUUCAGUCGACGUUUCUUUCCUUAGUUUCGGAACUCUUACGGUUUCAGAUUUUAUCAUUUGAUUCUUACUGUAUUUUAAAUUUCCAAUAUUUUAUUUUAUCUAAUAACUGCGUUAAUAACAAA